Messenger RNA from Arabidopsis lyrata subsp. lyrata, 1851 nucleotides. RefSeq names its product pectin acetylesterase 1. Gene Ontology annotation, biological process: cell wall organization. The record is from RefSeq and is a predicted model, not a curated record. Lineage: Eukaryota; Viridiplantae; Streptophyta; Magnoliopsida; Brassicales; Brassicaceae. The transcript is spliced from 12 exons. The coding region runs from base 343 to 1677 and encodes 444 amino acids. Gene Ontology annotation, molecular function: pectin acetylesterase activity. Gene Ontology annotation, cellular component: plant-type cell wall.
UAAAAGCGCAAUUACAAAACUGACUUGUUCUAAAACUAUUUAAACCUAACCUAGGGAUGAAAUGAGGUGACAACUUCAUGAGAAUCAAACACUUUGAAUUAAUCAUCCUUAAAUAUAUACAAGAAAAAUUGCAACGAAAGAUACAAGGUGGCAGUUUCAUGAGAAUCUUUAAUUUCUUAACCUAAUGAUCAAUGGAGGUUUAGGCCCCAAAAUUGUGGUCUAGAUCUUGUGAUUUAAAAAUGGCAAGAUCAUGAAUCAUGUCCAUGAUGUAGAAUCCUUUUUUUUUAAUCAAGGAAAGAAAAUCUUUUAAUAAAUCUCUCCUAUGACUAUGACUGGUAGUUAAUGCAACUCUCUCUCUCUCUCACUCUCUGGUCUUCAAUUAUAACUGAGUUUCUAUAUAAAAGCAUGUUUAUACUACAAAAGACCAAGAUGGAUUAUUUCUUGGCCGCGUAUACACUGACCACUUUAGUACGUCUCCAUAGCCAUUUCAUUCAAAUUUUCAUGAAAACGCUUUUGUGGGGUUUGAGUCUCGCAGGACUCAUUCUCUUCAACAUUCUUGCAAAUGGGGAAAUGAGUUUUGAUAAAAUGGACAUGUUCAACGAUUUCAAUGGAACAAAUGCAAAUGUCCUGAUGGUAGGACUCACUCUCGUCCAAGCCGCUGCUGCUAAAGGAGCGGUGUGUCUGGAUGGGUCAGUGCCUGGAUAUCAUUUGUAUCGCGGGUAUGGUUCAGGAGCUAACAACUGGAUCAUUCAGUUGCAGGGAGGUGCAUGGUGUGACAGCAUACAAAAUUGUCAGAACCGUAAAAGGAGUGGUUAUGGAUCAUCUACCUUAAUGGAGAAAGAGGUGGCGUUUUUAGGAUUACUAAGCAAUAAAGCGGCUGAAAAUCCAGACUUUUACAAUUGGAACAAAGUAAAAGUCCGGUAUUGUGAUGGUGCAUCCUUUGGCGGUGAUAGCGAAAACAAGGCGGCGCAACUUCAGUUUAGAGGAAAGCGUAUAUUUUUAGCUGUCAUGGAAGAUUUGAUGGCACAGGGAAUGCGUCAGGCAAAACAGGCUUUGCUCAACGGAUGUUCUGCCGGGGGUCUUUCAGCGAUUUUACGAUGCGAUGAUUUCAGUAAUUUGUUUCCUCCUACCACCAAAGUAAAAUGCAUGAGCGAUGCUGGCUUCUUCCUCGACGCCGUUGAUGUAUCUGGAGGUCAUUCUUUAAGGCGUAUGUAUUCUGGUGUCGUGAACACUCAGGGUUUGCAAAACACUCUUCCUCCCACUUGUACAAGCCAUAUUAAACCAACUUUGUGUUUUUUCCCUCAAUACAUAAUCAACCAAGUCAAGACCCCGUUGUUUAUUCUCAACUCGGGAUUUGAUUCGUGGCAGAUUGGAAAUAGUUUAGCUCCACCAUCUGCUGAUCCAAAUGGUAGUUGGCGUAACUGCAGCUCCAGCUUCAGGUGCACUGCCUCUCAGAAGCAGUUCUUGGAUGGUUUCAAGAUGAGCAUGUUAAAUGCGGUGAAGACCUUUUCCAAGUUUAGCAAGAACGGAGUGUUAAUUACCUCUGGAUGGGCUCAUUGUCAAGCGGAGAGACAAGAUACUUGGUUUCCUGGAAACUCUGGUGCGGGUAAAGUUAAGGGGAUUGCUGUGGCUGUUGGAGAUUGGUAUUUCGAAAGAAUAAAAAAGAAAAGCUCAUAGACUAUGAGUAUACUUGUGACAUUAAUGAACAAGAUACGUCAUUAUGAAAUGUUUUUCUUACUUCGUUAUACUCCCAUCAACUAAGUUUAGGUUUUAAUACAAAGCAGAGAAGAAAUAUACAUGCAUUUGUAUCAUUGUCCUUAUCAAUCAAUCAUAUUGUCAUAAACAUCCAAA